AUGGACCAGCUCACCAGCCACAUACUCGAGAAGAAAGUCAAAGAGUUCAUCGACUCAAUCGAGCCAUCUCUAAUCUGCGAGUUGGCCUCCUCCUUGCACCCUGAGAAAAAAUCAUGUAAAAUCUUCUCAGACCCGAAGAAAGGGAGCUAUAAUGUCUGCUUUCCCAUUGUGUUUACAGAGCAGAUUCCCAAUGCUGCCGAGCCUGCGUCAACGCAGGAGACGACCGAACGAUGGAUGAUCAGAAUUCCCUUGCUUCCGCGUCUCGCUUUUCCCGAGGAGAAGCUGCGAAGCGAGAUAGCAACAAUGAAGUUCAUCGCUGAGAAAACCACGAUUCCUAUUCCACGGCUGUACCAUUAUUCCAUAAACCGAGAUAACAUCCUUAACCUUCCGUUUAUGGCCGUAGAGUACAUCAUGGGCAAUACACUCCACGGAAGGAUAUCAAAACUUCCUAAAGAGCAGGAGCUGUAUCUUUACGGCCAGCUUGCAGAUAUAUACCUCCAACUUCACCGCCACCAGUUUGAUCGUAUUGGUGCCCUCACGCUGGACAGCAAUGAUGAAAAUUGGGUUUUUGAACACAACCGGCCGCUCACUAUUGAGCUAAACGACCAAGAACUCAGUGGCAUGAAGGGUUCCGAGAUAAUCCCAGCCCAUCAGACUUACAGUUCCACGAUUGACUAUGUCUAUACUGUUAUGAAAUUGGUCUUCAACGACUUCUACCAUUCGAGAGAUAGCGUUUUCAACGAGACGGAUGCACGGAACUAUCUAUACGGCAUAUUUGCAUCGCAAGGCAUUGUGAUGGAAUGGGUAGACGAAAGGGAUAACCAUGGACCAUUCCUUCUGAUGCACGGGGAUCUUCGACCUCCCAAUAUCUUCGUGGAUGAUGACCUGAACAUCACCUCCGUCAUCGAUUGGGAAUGGAGCCACACAGUCCCAUCGCAAAUGUUUAUUCCACCGUCCUGGAUAUGUGGCCAGGAACUUCCAGCUGCAACUACAAAGCCCUACCACCUUGUACUUGACGUAUGCGUUUCUCAGUUUCAGCGAGCCGCAAGAGAGCAGGAAGACCAACAUUAUAACCCGGAUAAGAAGCUGAAACUUUGUCUUCCCCUGGUCAAACUAUGGAACAGGCAUCUCAAAUCGGAAAAGUUGUUCAUUGCCUACGCUCUUUUAAAGCCAUGCUACCUUGGCAAUGUCUACUGGAACCUUCUGGACGACAUAUAUCACGGAACAGACAGUGGAGAAAGGGUGGAUGGUUUCUAUAAACUCAAAGUUCGUAAACGACAGGAAAAAGAACUGCAGAGAGUACUGUCCGACCUCGAGGCUUACAAGAAGGAGUUAGCACUGGCAGGAUUAGAACCAACCCAGCCGGCUGCUCCUCUGGUACUUAAGCCAGCGGAAGGAAACGAUUCUAACACCUUGUCUAAGAGCGGCGAAGAUGAGGAUUCAGCUAUCUACAGGAUUUGGAAGAAACUCGACAUCAAAAACACACUGAGCCCACUUCAUUGCUGGGUUCCCUGCUCGCUGGUUGGUGUCAGUAUCAUAGUCUGUUGUAUCAUAGCUAAACGGCGACGAUGA
Messenger RNA from Trichophyton rubrum CBS 118892, 1572 nucleotides. RefSeq lists its product as uncharacterized. The record is from RefSeq and is a predicted model, not a curated record. The transcript is spliced from 2 exons. NCBI's taxonomy places the organism in Eukaryota, Fungi, Ascomycota, Eurotiomycetes, Onygenales, Arthrodermataceae. The coding region runs from base 1 to 1572 and encodes 523 amino acids.